GAUCGGGCCAUGGCAGCCACCGUCUCAGGUGACAAGCCCUGCCCUGCAAACUUCACAGCAGCCGCCGACCACCAGCUUAGUAGCUUCCAGGAGACCUUCCUCUGGCCUGUUCUGGUGGCUGAGUUCAUAGUGGCCAUGGCUGGCAAUGGUCUGGCCCUGUACCGCUUUGGCAUCAGGGAGCAGCGGCCCUGGAACCCAGCUGUGGUCCUCUCUGCCCAGCUGGCAGUCAGCAACCUGCUCUACGCCCUGACUCUGCCCCCACUGGCCGCCUACUUCUACCCGCCCAAGAACUGGCGCUAUGGGGACGUGGCCUGCCGCUUGGAGCGCUUCCUCUUCACCUGCAACCUGCUGGGGGGCACCAUCUUCAUCACUUGUAUCAGUCUCAACCGAUACCUGGGUGUCGUCCACCCCUUCUUCACCCGCAGCCACUUGCGGCCCAAGCAUGCCUGGGCCAUCAGUGCCACUGGCUGGGCCCUGGCAGCCCUGCUGGCUGCCCCCAUGCUCAGCUUCUCCCGCCUGAAAGGGCCUCAGCAGGAAGCAGGUCCGUGCAGUGUAGCCAGGCCUGAGGCCUGCAUCAAGUGCCUGGGGACAGCAGAUGACAACCAGCUUGCGGCCUACAAAGCCUACAGCCUACUAUUAGCAGGACUGGGUGGUGGCGUGCCACUACUGCUCACCCUGGUGGCCUAUAGUGCCCUGGGGAGGGCUGUUCUUCGCAGUCACAGCAUGACAGCAGGUGAGAAGUUGCGUGUGGCAGUGCUGGUGGCCAGUGGCGUGGCCCUCUACGCCAGUUCCUACAUGCCCUAUCACAUCAUGCAGGUGCUCAACGUGGACGCCCGGCAGCGCUGGUGUACCCGCUGCCCAGACUUUGCAAAUGAGAUCCAGGCCAUGGGGGCGCUGGAGCUGGGGCCCUACCUGGGCUUCCAGGUGACGCGGGGCCUUGUGCCCCUGGCCAUCUGCAUACAUCCCCUGCUCUAUAUGGCCGUGGUGCCCAGCCUGAGCUGCCGCUGUCAAUGCUGCCCCCAGUGUGUUGGAGGCCACCUGGAAGACAAGAGGCCUGGCCAAGACCUGGCUCUUGAUAAUGACAAUCCCCAAACCUCAGAACCCCAGACCUCUGAGCUGAGCUUGUGACCUGCCUACUACAGCCUGCUCCCGACCACAAGGACUGCAACAUGACACAGUGAGAACGCAGAGCACAGCAGGCACCAGCCCUGAGGGACCAAGAGGCCUCCCAGCCACUUCCUCCCCAAAGAAAGGCCUGUGCCAGUGACGGGGUGGGCUUGGCAAAAGCCCAGGCUGGAACAGAAAGGCUUUCUGAGCCACAGCACCACCCCAGGAGGCGCGCAGGCUUAGGAGGAAAACCCAGCGUGAAGGGCCAGCCAAGCCACCACGGAGAGGGGCGUGAGAAUGAAGAGGACACGUGUGGAUGCUUUGAGCCUUUUUACUGCCCUUGGAGUCCCCUGCUCUUGGAGGCUCCUUUCCGUCACAGAGGUCUAGGCUGGACAGCAGUGGCAGUGGUGACAGCUGGCUCAGUUGGUUGAUGGCCUAGAGAGGAAGGAAGUGGUGAGGACAGCCAAGUGCAGGACCUGAAUGGCAUCCCGAGACCCCCACCCCCACCACACACACACAGUGGGGCUCUGUGGCAGCAGGGAGGCUGGGCAUGUGGUGGCAGGGCACACGUGGUGUCAGACUGCCCUGCCUGCUACAGACGGUUGGUGGUGGGUCUGAGCAAGGCAACUGUCAUCAAUGCCUGACUGGCCCCGUCAGGAUUUUUAGAAAAAGGACAAUAAAAGACAGUUU
Molecule: messenger RNA, 1797 nt
Organism: Sciurus carolinensis (gray squirrel)
Lineage: Eukaryota; Metazoa; Chordata; Mammalia; Rodentia; Sciuridae
Gene: P2ry11
Product: purinergic receptor P2Y11
Exons: 2
Coding region: 10-1128 (372 amino acids)
Biological process (GO): cellular response to ATP; G protein-coupled receptor signaling pathway; calcium-mediated signaling
Cellular component (GO): plasma membrane
Molecular function (GO): G protein-coupled ATP receptor activity; neurotransmitter receptor activity
Source: RefSeq, a predicted model, not a curated record